AUGUCCAUAGCGCUGGUAUCAAAUUCAUUCCUGGAUGAGAACUCAACAAAGAUACGUGCUAAGCCAGUGCCCUGGGAGGGAUACCAGCGCGCGGGUCUGGUCACGUCCGAGGAACUCGCCCUGAUCAAGAAAGUAGACCGGCAACCAAGAACAAAGGUUGAGUUGCUGCUGCAGGUCGAUGGCCAGUCCUAUGCGACACUCUAUCUGCGCCUGCUCAAGAAGCUGCAAAGGGUCGAUACUCAGCAAUGGAUUCUCGUGUUCAUUGCAGAUGCCAUAGCAGAUCAUGAAGAGCGCAUACCUCUCUUCACGAAGGCGAAACAGUCUGAUCCUGAACUCCCAUACGGUCCUCUACUACAAAUACUGGAAUCGCAAGAUUCCUUUGUACAGCUUAAAUCAACGCAAAUUCUGACGGUUCUCCUGAGCUCCGAAUCCUCUCCCCUGUCGCCACAACAAUUAUCACCCUUCCUCAACGCUUUGGCCUCAUUUGUCUCCAGUGACUCCCCUCACAAACGAGACAUUGCUGUGCAAUGCCUUGAGGCUAUCCUUCCUCGCACCGAAUGCCGAAAGGCGGUAUGGGCGAAUCCUCCAAUCAUAGCAGGCCUCAUCGAGAUCCUCAUGCAAAGCCCGGGUCCACAAACGAGCUACCAAGUCUGUUUCUGUAUCUGGCUACUUACUUUUGAGCAGGAAAUUGCAGAACAGAUUAACAGGAGGUUAGACAUUAUACCCUUGCUCACGGACGUUGCACAAGCUGCGGUGAAGGAGAAGGUCAUACGAGUAAUCGUCGCCACCUUCCGAAAUCUGGUGUCCAAGGCGCCUGCAGCUAACCUUCCUGCUAUGCUAGUGGCGCAACUGCUUCCGUUUGCGAAGAAUCUCUGUGCCCGGAAGUGGUCCGACGAAGACAUUGUUGAAGACGUGCAAUAUCUGCGCGACGAACUUAAUGCCCGAUUUGAAAGCCUAACAACAUACGACGAGUACAGCUCCGAGCUGAUUUCGGGCCAUCUAUCGUGGACACCUGUCCACGAAUCUGAUCUGUUCUGGAAGGAGAAUGCGGAAAAGCUGAACAACAAAGAUCAUGAGCAGCUCAAGAUGUUGAUAGCGCUGCUGAAAGAUUCCCGCGAUCCCGUAGUUCUUGCAGUUGCAGCACACGAUAUCGGCCAAUACGUCAAGCACUACGAACGGGGCAAGAAGAUGCUCACAGACCUGGGCGGGAAGACGCGCGUGAUGGAACUCAUGUCGCACGACAAUCCCGACGUACGAUACCAAGCGUUGAUCUCCGUGCAACGGUUGGUGAGCCACCCUUGGGCUGUUGUCUGA
Molecule: messenger RNA, 1314 nt
Organism: Sparassis crispa
Lineage: Eukaryota; Fungi; Basidiomycota; Agaricomycetes; Polyporales; Sparassidaceae
Product: V-type proton ATPase subunit H
Exons: 11
Coding region: 1-1314 (437 amino acids)
Biological process (GO): proton transmembrane transport
Cellular component (GO): vacuolar proton-transporting V-type ATPase, V1 domain; fungal-type vacuole membrane
Molecular function (GO): proton-transporting ATPase activity, rotational mechanism
Source: RefSeq, a predicted model, not a curated record